Molecule: messenger RNA, 639 nt
Organism: Lotus japonicus
Lineage: Eukaryota; Viridiplantae; Streptophyta; Magnoliopsida; Fabales; Fabaceae
Product: stress-response A/B barrel domain-containing protein At5g22580
Exons: 2
Coding region: 105-428 (107 amino acids)
Source: RefSeq, a predicted model, not a curated record
UCUGACAAUUUGACAGAUUGAAAUGAGACCUUGAGGUAUGACAUGCAAAUUGUGAGUAUAUAUUAGGCUGCUAGUUACAAGCUUUGGUUCACAGCUACUUGGCUAUGGGGGAGUUCAAGCACUUUGUAAUUGUUAAGUUCAAGGAAGAUGUGGUUGUGGAAGAGCUGACAAAAGCGAUGGAGAAGCUGGUCUCAGAAAUUGAUGCUGUUAAGUCCUUUGAAUGGGGACAGGACAUUGAAAGCCUAGAUAUCCUGAGGCAAGGUUUCACUCAUGCUUUCUUGAUGACAUUCAGCAAGAAAGAAGACUUUGCUGCAUUUCAGGGCCACCCAAAUCAUGUUGAGUUCUCUGCAACAUUUUCAUCAGCUAUUGAGAAGAUUGUGGUGCUGGAUUUCCCAUCCACUCUUGUCAAGCCGCCAGCAGCUGCAUGAUUCUGAAGAUGUUUUAAGCAAUAAAGAUUCCAACUUUAAGAGUUGUAUCUGUUUGGUGUAUGCAUGUAUCAUGUAUGUGCUUGUGCCCCCUAUUUGUAGUUUUGGUUAUGGAUUGUUUUGCCACCGCUUCUCAUGCAGUUUGAAUUCCUACUAUGACUUGUGAGUAGUGAAUGAUAAAGAUGAACUAGUCCUUUUGCCUUUUGCCUUCUAA